UAUUGAAUAGAAAAAAAGUAAAUUAAAUUUCCCAAAUAUAUGCGACAAGUAAACUGAAGAGCAAAACAUUGUGGAACAACGGCAGCAAACCAGCAGUCCGCCAAUUUCCAGCACCAUAACUUCAAACCGUCAACAAUUUGCAACUCCAUCUUUGAAAUGUUUUUCCUUCUGCUGAAGAAUUUGGCAUUAUAAACAUUGACUGUCAUAAACAUGGCAUCAUCUGUAAUGAGUUCGGGUGCCUUGCUCAUGUUGGAAGAGCUGAAACCAUCUUCUCCACAUUUCCAGAAUGGAGCAUCACUUCGAGUUACUGGAAAAUUAUUGGACUAUAAAGUGGAGACCGAUGUGGCAAUUAUUAUCGAUGGAAAUGCAACACUGAAGAUUGACACACAACACUUGAAGAUACGCUGUCGAGUGGGUUCCAUCUACCAGUUUAUAGGGGAACUCUUCUUUGAUUCUGAAAAUCAGCCGAUACUGAAAGCACGGAUUGGAAGGAUUGUUGAUGGCUUGGACCUUAAUCUGUACCGUCAGUCUCUGCAGCUCUUGAAAGAUUUUCUGGCAGAGGAAGCGCAUAGCCAAUGACUCCAGUUUUUUAUAUUUGAGUGGUUUUGCCUCUUUGUACAGGGAUGAUGAUUUGUUGCUUCUAUCUGUCUUGAAAAGCUUAGGGAUAUACUUCGUAUGCUGGAGCUGCUGAUUGCAAGGCUUCCAAACUUGAUUACAUGCUUUAAAUUAGCAGCAUUUAUACUUUGUAGUAUUAGUUGACAUGUUAUUUAGCAACUUAAUUAGUCUAGUAUGUUGAUUUAUUGAGUUUAAUGGGUUAAUGUAUGGCAUGGCUACGAUCUACUUCUUCA
This is a messenger RNA of Spinacia oleracea (spinach), 848 nucleotides long. Its product is annotated as CST complex subunit TEN1. Lineage: Eukaryota; Viridiplantae; Streptophyta; Magnoliopsida; Caryophyllales; Amaranthaceae. Bases 211 to 579 code for a protein of 122 amino acids. The record is from RefSeq and is a predicted model, not a curated record. Gene Ontology annotation, molecular function: telomeric repeat DNA binding; single-stranded DNA binding; telomerase inhibitor activity. Gene Ontology annotation, cellular component: CST complex. The transcript has 4 exons. Gene Ontology annotation, biological process: negative regulation of telomere maintenance via telomerase.